This is a messenger RNA of Aedes albopictus (Asian tiger mosquito), 25471 nucleotides long. RefSeq lists its product as uncharacterized. The record is from RefSeq and is a predicted model, not a curated record. The coding region runs from base 1 to 2601 and encodes 866 amino acids. The transcript has 2 exons. NCBI's taxonomy places the organism in Eukaryota, Metazoa, Arthropoda, Insecta, Diptera, Culicidae.
AUGUUCCAUAAAAUACUGUCACCUCUAACAAAUACACGUAAUUACAGCUUCGAGCUACUCACAACACAAAAACGAGUUGCUAUCCAGAAGGUCCGAAAACUGGCUUCGCCACAGAUAACUCGAAGAAUUUACACAAUGUCCAUCCCACCAAGACAGUCGAUGAUCAGGCAGACACGAUCGAAAACCCGCGCGGCGAAGGAGAGUGCAAAUCCCAACCUCCAAGUUGAGAUGGAGUCUCUGGAGGAAAAUCACUCGUCCAAUUCGUUUGAACCGUCGAUCAUUGAUGUCUAUGGAGGUGAUAAAUUUGAGUGCGGCGGUUGCGACAAACCGAACAAUUUCGAAUUAUAUAUGGUCCAAUGCCGAGGCUGUGCCCGUUGGUAUCACUUCUCUUGCGCCAACGUGAAGCAAUCGACGGUUCGGAGAGAAGCCUUUGCGUGUAAACUGUGUAUACCCCCAGCUAGUUCUAGAACAAGUCGCACUACUACGUCUAGUAUGCGACGGGCGAGGAUUGCCCGGGAACUAGAACGCCUUGAUGAAGAAAGGAAACUGAUGGAACGGAUGCACGAUGAGGAGUUUGCACUGCAGGAAAAGGCCAGGAAGGACAAGUUCGAACACGAGAAGCAAUAUUUAGCCAAAAGGUUUGAUUUGCUGCGGCAGCAAGAUGAGCAAGACGGAACAUCGAAUUCGGGUAGCAGUCGUCGUAGUCAGCAUAGUCACCAGGGAAGCCACCAAAACCGAGUUCAGGACUGGGUGGACGACGUCGCCAGAGUUAGCGAAGGCGCUGGCGAACAGGUACCAAUAACCACCGUAGUCGUCAACGAAAAGGACUUCGACCCGAAUGUCAUCGUUACCAACGAAGGUCACGCUUCAUCAACCCCAUUAAAAGCUCCGUCUUGUAAUGCUGGCAUUGGUCUAAUACCACCACCACCACCAUUACCAGUUCCAUUACGCCUGAAUGACAAGAGCCGCGAACUGAUUGCGACUCCACGUACCACCGGAAGUAUUGCGAUCGGGGAGACAGCCGACGAGGAUUCAGAAAGCGUGAUUGGAGCUGUUGGCGGGACAAAUCGUCCCAGGAUUUCACCGGUGCUGUCGUUCGUUGAUGUGGUAGGCCCCCUUGACGAUCUGCUGAACAAUCCGGUUGUGACGAAAUCCAAAACGGGCACGAUUCCGAAGUUGCAGACUCGUCCACCCUUCGAACAAUGGAGUUCUCGAACUAUCAACAACGAAUACGAAAAGGAGCGUGUAAAAGAAAAUGAUGUACGGAGGCAGCGGGAGCUGGAUUUGAUCGAUCAGCUUAACCGGCUCGAGAUGCAGAAAGAAGACGGGUUCCUCAAGAACCGAGAACUGGAACAGCAGAUGAAAACGCGAGAACAAGAACAGGAGCAAUUGGUUCUGCACAAACAACGUGAAUUGGUCAAAAUGGAACAACAGUUGCAACAUCAAAAGCAGGAGAAGGAAAAUUUUGUCCGGCAACAGCAGAAGGUUCUGAAGGAGCGUGAUGAGGAACUGGAACGCCUACGGAGAUUGGAGCAAGAAUACAACCAGUAUAGACGAACGAAGGAGUAUCAACGGGAGGACGACCGAGUUACAACUCUACGACCACCACUGGUUCAUUCCGCCGCCGUAAUGUCAAAGGCAGCCGAAUACCGUGACCGUGCAGAGCCUCCUCGGCAUGAAGACAUCUGUGGAAACCCGGUAAGUGAUGCUUUGCUAGGCGGUACUCAACCGCAUUCACAUGAUGUCCGAUUACAACACCGGAGCUUCGACGAACCUGGAAUCAACACUCCCGUGGGAGGGCGCUCAGAUAUUGAUGUAGAAAGUAGGGCGUUUGCUAGUCAAGAUUCUGUUAGGCCUAGUCAGAUACAAAAUCCAGUAUUGAACCCCUACCUCCCAGUCUCGACUCCGCCUGUAGUCAACAACGUCGCUAUUCCUCCCCAAUUGACUCCUACUCCCCAACAAUUAGCGGCCCGACAAGUGGUUAAUCGUGAAUUACCUAUAUUUGCGGGUGAUCCGAUUGAUUGGCCCCUAUUUAUAAGUAGUUAUAACCAUUCGACACACGCUUGUGGCUACUCAGACUCCGAAAUCUUGCUUCGUCUUCAAAGGUGUCUGAAGGGAAGUGCCAAAGAAGCGGUAAGUAGUUUCUUGCUCCAUCCCACAAAGGUGCCGCAAGUGGUUUCAACGUUACAACUCCUGUACGGUAGACCAGAGCAAAUCGUCCAGAGUUUGAUCGCCAAAGUACGUAACACGCCGGCACCGAAGAGUGAACGGUUGGACACGCUAGUAAGUUUCGGUCUCGUUGUGCAAAACUUAUGCGGGCAUUUGAAGGCCAUAGGAUUGGAAAACCAUCUUUCGAAUCCAGUUCUCCUCAAUGAGCUGGUCGAAAAGUUACCAACAGCAGUGAAGUUCAAUUGGGCCCUUCAUCAGAGUCAACUCGCGGUGGUCGAUCUGAGUGCGUUUGGGGAAUACAUGGCGAAUGUUGUGUCUGCGACAAGCUGCGUGGUAUCCUGGAAUGGAGUAGCGUCUAAGGUGGCCAAGGAUGACCGCUCCAAGGGUAAGGAUCGGGCGUACAUCAACACACACACACCAAACCGGGAAUGACAGGAAGACAUCAUGAAGUUGUCGAAGAAGGUCGCGCCACUUUCGUUACACAGCAGGAAGGACCCUAGAGCUCGGAGAAACCACAGACAUGUCCGUCGUGCAUGAAUAGGGGUCAUCUGGUGGAAGAUUGCGGACUGUUCAAGAGGAUUUCUAUUGACGAUCGUUGGAAGGUGGUAAAGGAGAAUAGACUUUGCGGUCGGUGUCUAACGUCCCACACACGUUGGCCUUGCAAGGGUCAAGUAUGUGGAAUAGAUGGGUGCCCAAGGCGACAUCAUCGUCUUCUCCAUGAUAAAAACUCAUCGGUGCCAACCAAAAUUGAUGCUGGAAAGAAUGCAACGAUAUCCCUCCAUCGGCAGCCGUCGUCCUUCAAUCUCUUCCGUAUUGUUCCUGUGACUCUUUACGGAAGGAAGGGAAAAAUGGACACCUACGCCUUCCUUGAUGACGGAUCGUCGGUUUCACUGAUAGAAGACAGAAUAGCUGAUACACUCGGAAUGGACGGUGUCGCUGAAUCUCUCUGUGUCCACUGGACUGGUGGAAUCAAGAAAAACUAUUCCAAUUCUCGGAUGGUUUCGUUAGAAAUUUCCGGCGAAGGGAAAGAUAGGCGGUACCUUGCAUCGGAAGUCUACACAGUGCGUAACCUUGAACUGCCUGAGCAAACGAUGAAGAUCGCUGAUUUGGCAAAGGAGUUCCAGCAUCUGAAGAACCUUCCGGUCCGGGAUUUCGAUGCAGCUGUUCCCGGUAUCCUUAUUGGCCACAACAACGUACAUUUGCUGGCUUGUCUAAAACUACGAGAAGGACGUAAACAUGAGCCGAUUGCCACGAAGACUCGUUUAGGUUGGGUUGUCUACGGAAGUCGACGUGGACCAGAUAUCAACUACCCGCGUUUGCAGAUGUACAUCUGCACCAAACAAGAAGAUCAAGAUUUGCACAAUUACGUUCGUAACUUCUUCGAAUUGGAAAGCUUGGGUGUAGCAGUUGUACCAGAGAUAAAAGGAUCGGACGAGCAACGAGCAUUGUCGAUUCUCAAUGAGUCAACGGUUCGAACACUCAGCGGUCGUUUCAAAACGGCUCUCUUGUGGAAAUACGAUCACUUCGAGUUUCCGGACAGUAAUCGGAUGGCGAUUAAGCGAAUGGAGUGUCUGGAACGGAGAUUGCGCAAUAACCCUGACUUGUAUAACAAUGUUCGGAAACAGAUGGCGGAAUAUCAGGAGAAAGGGUAUUCCCAUAAAGCCACGGCUGAAGAGCUACAACGGUUUGAUCCGAGAAGAACCUGGUUUCUCCCUUUAGGGGUUGUUCUAAACCCCAAGAAACCCAACAAAGUACGGCUCGUGUGGGAUGCUGCUGCCACAGUCGAUGGUAUAUCGCUCAACACAAUGCUGAUGAAAGGCCCCGAUUUGUUAACACCCCUGUUACACGUCUUGUAUACGUACCGUGAACGUGAGGUGGCCAUUUCCGCGGAUUUUUUUUUUUUUUUGUCUGUAUUAACGAGAUGUUUAACCCUAGGCUAGUUCAUCUCGGGACCCACGUUUUACUUCCCUUCCGAAGGAAGAACCCACAUUUUGUGAGUAUGUUGGGAGUGGGAUUCGAUCCGAGGUCCUCGGCGUGAUAGUCAAGUGUUCUAACAUUUCCGCGGAUGUAAAAGAGAUGUUUCAUCAACUUCUGGUGCGAGAGGAAGACCAGUGCUUUGCUGUACCUCUGGAGAAACUCUACGGAUCUUCCAUUGGACACGAUGGUCAUGGAUGUGGCGAUAUUUGGAGCAUCGUGUUCGCCCACGCAGGCACAAUACGUAAAAAAUGUAAAUGCUAUGGAAUACGAACAGCAAUUUCCUCGAGCGGUCCUCGCGAUAGUACGGCGGCACUAUGUGGACGAUUAUUUGGAUAGUGUCGACACCGUGGAAGAGGCUACGGAACUCACCUCACAAGUCAUGGAAAUUCAUGGUAAAGCUGGCUUUGUUAUCCGGAACUGGAUAUCCAACAAAGAAGCAGUCAUGAGGGCAAUAGGAGAAGUACAUCCUGCAGUGGUGAAGCAUUUUACUCCGGAUCAAGAAAGCAACGGUGAACGACUGCUGGGGAUGAUUUGGCGACCAAUAGAAGACAACUUUUCAUUCGCUUUGAAUUUCCGUGAGGAUUUGAAAGGCAUCUUGGAUGGCGACGUUGUUCCAACGAAACGACAAUUGCUCAGAAUCGUCAUGAGCAUUUAUGAUCCUCUGGAACUCGUUUCAACAUUCGUAGUUCAUGGAAAGAUAAUGAUUCAGGAAGUAUGGAGACUCAAGAUAGGCUGGGACGAAGAAAUUCCAACUAGCCUUUUUACUCGUCGGCAGCAAUGGCUCAUUCACCUGCGGGAAAUGGAUGAGAUUGAAGUACCGCGCUGCUAUUUUCCCGGCUAUGAAUCAUGCAGUCUUGAUACGCUUCAGUUGCACAUGUUCGUGGACGCUAGUGCGGAAGCCUACGCUGCGGUUGCAUAUUUUAGAAUCGUCGAUCGGGGAAAUGUCUGUUGCGCAUUGGUGUCCUCCAAAACGAAGGUGGUUCCGCUUCAGCCUCUAUCAACACCACAAGCAGAACUUCUCGCAGCGGUUCUAGGAGCACGUUUAAGGAAAACGAUCGAAAAAGGACAUUCGUUGAAGAUACGUCGAACCUAUUUUUGGUGCGACUCAUCCACCGUUCAUGCGUGGAUUACAUCGGAUCUUCGACGGUAUAGACAAUUUGUAGCGUUACGAGUCAACGAAAUCCUCAGCCUGUCUAAACCAGAGGAAUGGAGGUGGAUUUCGACGAAAUCGAACGUUGCCGAUAAGGCAACUAAAUGGGGGAAAGGGCCUUCGUUCUCCUCUGACAGCCGCUGGUAUCGCGCUCCGCAGUUUCUAUAUGAGUCCGAAGAGUUUUGGCCAGGAGAUCAGGAGUUUCGAAUUACCGAAACGGAUGAAGAAGUGAGACCAGCAUUUGUAGGCAAACACUCUGUGGUUGCAUGACACUCGUGCUUGUUGAACGUUUUUCGAAAUGGGAGCGGCUUUUUCGAUGUGUAGCUUAUGUGCUACGGUUCAUCAACCGCAUACGACCACAACGAAAGAUUACUACUCAAUACUCUACAGUGAGUCUGUCGAAAGAAGAAUUGUUAGAAGCGGAACGGACAUUGUGGAGAUCGGCGCAACAAGAAGCAUAUCCUGACGAGGUAAAAGUUUUGAAAUCAAGCAUGGAAGUUCCCCGAACACAACAAAAGUGUGUCGAAAAGAAUAGUUUGUUGUACAAACUGUUACCAAUGAUAGAUGAGCAUGGGGUUAUUCGUAUGAACAGCCGGCUAUGUGCAGCCGAGUUUUUGCCCUAUGAUACCCGAUAUCCAAUCAUCCUUCCAAAGGAUAGCUAUAUCACCCGUCUCGUCGCUGACUGGUACCAUCGAAACUACAAACAUGCUAAUGAUGAAAAGGUCAUAAAUGAGAUUAGACAAAAGUUUCACAUUUCGAAGUUGAGAGGGCAAUUGAGCUUCGUCAAGUAAAAUUGCAGUUGGUGUCGAGUCUACAAGGCACUACCAAAAGCGCCGCAAAUGGCGCCACUUCCACCGGAAAGGCUUACUCCGUUUGUUCGUCCAUUUUCCUAUGUAGGAAUAGACUAUUUGGUGCCAUAGCUGGUGAAAAUAGGAAGAGCUUCUGUGAAACGCUGGGUGGCUCUUUUUACGUGUUUAACGAUUAGAGCCAUUCAUUUAGAAGUCGCAUAAAAAAAAAGGCCAUUCGUAGAUUCGUCGCCCGGAGAGGUGCACCAUUGGAAAUUUUCAAGGACAAUGGAACAAAUUUCGUUGGAGCUGGGAGAGAACUGGCUGAGGAAAUAAGAAGGCUGAACGAUGAACUUAGCAGUACGUUUACGGAUACCCACACACAGUGGCGAAUCAAUCCUCCAGCAGCUCCCCACAUGGGGGGCUGCUGGGAACGGAUGGUGCGCUCGGUCAAGGUAGCACUCGGUAGCGUACCUACAACGCGGAAACUCGACGAGGAAUCCUUCUCGACCAUGCUAGCAGAGGCCGAAAGCAUGAUCAACUCUCGGCCUCUUACGUUCGUGCCACUUGCUAUUGAUUCGGAAGAAUGUUAACUCCAAAUCACUUCCUGAAGAUGAAUUCACGAGGGGUUAAACAGCCAGUCAAGGAUUCGGUUUGCGACGCUGUAGAUUGGAAGGAUAGUUGGUCUACGAUACAGAAGGUUUUGGAUCACUUUUGGAAACGCUGGUUGUUGGAGUAUCUUCCAACGAUUACAAGAAGAUCUAAAUGGUUUCAAGAUGUCCCGGGAAUCAAAGUUGGAGAUUUGGUAGUGAUUGUGGACGAAAGCAUUCGAAAUAGUUGGGCCAGAGGACGUAUUCUCCGAACUUAUGCAGGUCUGGACGGCACCGUCAGGAAAGCCGAUGUGCAGACUAAAGGAGGUGUUUUGCAACGUCCUGUAACAAAACUUGCUGUGUUGGACGUUGGCCGGCUUGAUGACGCAGAAGCGGAACUUCAGUCGUCAUGCGGGGGAGGAUGUUCCGGAAAGAUUCUACCCACAAUACCCCUCGUACAUCUCAAAUGAUCCAAUCAACGCAGUUUAUGAUCGCUACCUGAUACUGUCAGAGAUAGAUUUUCAAACGUAUGUAUAUGUUGGGUAGAUAACAAUAGGUAUGAACUGAAUCAAACCAUAUGUGCAUUAAAAGUAAAUUACAUCUUGUAUAAUUUUGGUAGGAUUAUCGAUUUAAUUAAAAAUGAAUUUGUUUAUUAAUCCGCGAUUUAUUAUAGAUUUAUUACGAUAAUUGCUUAAUUAGCCAAACGUUCAUCUGUAGUGAAUUGAAUCACUAGUGGAGACAAAUUGUAAGCCAAAAUGUUCCAUAAAAUACUGUCACCUCUAACAAAUACACGUAAUUACAGCUUCGAGCUACUCACAACACAAAAACGAGUUGCUAUCCAGAAGGUCCGAAAACUAGCUUCGCCACACUAAUUAACAACAUCUUCAUAAUCCCGCCCUUAUUUAGCCUCAAGUGAGACUAAAGAAGGGCAGCUGAUUGUCUCGGAGAAACACAAGGUCCACUGCACCAUUGCUCCGGUUAGCGCAGUAAGGGCUAUAUACUGUGGAGGGCGCCCAGGUACUCCACAGGCUCCGUUAGCGGUUAGGUUUUUAUAAGACCCCCCUAGCCAUUCAUUCCUAGGCACGGUAAGCAAAAAGCCGCAUCACACCAUGAAUUAGGGGUCACCUGUUGGUGGAUUCUUACCACCGGAACAGGCGGUCCGUAGUGUUAUUCUUAGCCAAUUGAGACAAUCGCUACCGACACUACACAGCUAUCUAGGCUGAUCGAGAAAAGAAGUUAAUAUUGAUGAUCAACUUCAUACGGACUCGAACAGCCGAUAAAACGUAACCCAGGUCAUCGGAGGCGCAUGUAUCCACCGGAGCACACAAGUGGAAUCCGUCCAAAAGUAUGCUUCACAUUCUACGUUGACAGGCCUUCUCGGAGGCAUCUGUGAAACAGUGUAGCUGAACGGAAACCGCAUUUUGAAGAACGACGCAACGUUUCACCCUUAUCUCGUUCAAAAGUGGCAAUUAAUCGUAAUAUUUCUUGUAGGUCUGUAAGUGUUUGAUUUGUUAAUUGGUUGUGUUGAAGGGAUUUUGUAUUUGUAUGUGCGGAAAUGAGUGUUUUUUUUAUUCCUAUUCGGGUUUGUCACUGCGACCAGUUUUUAGAUCUAUUGUGACAUUACCCGUAUCCUUAGUGUUGUGCAUGUCGCAUUACUCAAUUGCCAUUGAAGGGCAAUAAAGUAUCGAUUUUGAUACAGUUUUUGUUUUGUUUUCUUAGAAAACAAAACAAGAGUACUGAUAUUGGCCAUGCAUCGGAAACCUAGCAUCACUCUUGUUUCACUGCUAAAUUCUCCCCAGUAGGAAGUCUAGGAACCGGGAUAUAACAUUAGCAGCAAUAUCAUUCCAAUAAUGGAACAUGUGCACAGUAAUUAGGAUUCUAGUAUGUUCCUUGCGUACUAGCACUUUCCAGUCUUCGAAGAGUUAGUACAUACAUGGAUCCCUAACCCAAUUUGAUUUCCUUUGCAUUGAGUUUAGCCUCAGAUGGUGAGGUUUUUAACCAUAUGCAAAGUAAUGUUGGUAAACUUAGUUUUAUUCAAAAACUGGAAGUCACCAAAACACCAGUAGUAAGGACUAAAUACUAUAAUCCCUUGAAUUACCAGAACACAUAUUCCAAAAUUGAAAAAUAGAUCGACACUAGAUUUCGGUUUGGUAGAUCUUUCACCACAACACAACCCAAAAUGGCGAUCUACCCACGCUACGGGCUCCGUUAAAGAUCGAGCAUCUUUUAAACCCCCUCAACCAUUCAUCCCUCACCACGGGUCGCCUGACACCUUGGAUUGGGGUUACCUGUUUAGUGGACUUUUAUCCCCGGAACAGGUGGUCCGUAUUGCUUUUCUAAGCCGGCAGCAGGGGCAGCAGGGACGAAAGUCCUGGGGCCUGACGCACCCCCCCGCUUGCGAGUCAGCCGCGUAGUCGCCGGCUAAGAAUAGGACUACUAACCCCAAUUCAAGGUGUCAAGCGACCCGUGCUGAGGAAUGAGUGAUCGAGGGGGUGAAAAAGAUGCUCGAUCUUUAACGGAGCCUGUGGGGUACCUGGGCACCCCCACAGUAAGCUAUCCCUUACCGCGUUAAUGCAGGGCUCUGGCGUGGUGGACAUUCUUUCCCGUGCUACUCGUGGGAUUUAAUCAUGAAGUCAAAUAAACAAAACCAAUAUUUAGGUGGAAGUAGUGGUGGGAUCAACCCCUUCGCAAGAAGCGGGUUGAUGAGAUCUCCGACAAGGAGAAGUGAGGAGAUAGGCGCUUUGAGUUGCGUACGCAGCUCAAGCGUGGGUGCUCCAGUCCACUUCCCGGCAAGCAUGUGCAUCCCACAUGUUAGCAAAUCCCAUUUCCAAAUUUUAAGGGACCACUCUAGUGGCACCCCACAAAGAAAAUAGCAAACGUUUUACAAUGCCAUCGAACUGAUUUAUGCAGCGUAUGAAUAUAAGCCCAUAAAGCAGUUCGAUGACUUAAAGCCUGACCCGGCAAGAAAUAGGCUGGGAUCAUAUUACAUUCUGUACACGCAAACAGCGUGUGGUCGUCAAGCGCAAUUCGGUUUGGCGCAAUUAGCCUUCUCCGUAUCUCUCUCUCUGAACAUUCUCUUUUUCGGUAUCGACCACUGAUUGGUGAUCAAAUACAUAACAAUACAUAAGUGCUUUCAAGUGUCUCCAAACUAAAUAAGUGUCAGAAUAAUUUUGGAGAACUGAAUAAAUCAAUUCUGUCUUGACCCUCAAACCGAGAGGUUCGUUUGCCAUUUAAUUAUCGAAGAUGAUGACUACCAAAAGUUUACAUGGCUACCAAAGUGACAGGCUACCAAAGUGAAAAAGUGUGAAAAACAGUUGUGAAGAUUUUGAAGUGAAGAUUUUGCACCAUGACGGUGACAUCGAUCUUAAUUAUAAUGCUAGCAUUAAUUUUGAUGUGCGCAACAGUGGCAUUAUUGCAGCAAAUAAUCACCGAGUGGGCUAAAGGAAUGGAAAAGGCAAAAUUUGCCAUAUUAACGAACUAACUGAAGUGAAAUAAAACGGACAAGGAGCGUUAGAACAGUGUAGUUUGAGUGAAUCAGCAACAUGGGCACUACGGAGUCCAAGGACACGGAAAAUAAAGGUGACCCACAGGUCCAAGUACUCAAUAGAUUAGAAGUACACGAAAGUUUACUCCAGAAAAACGAUACUAAACUGAACAUGAUUCUAAUACUAGUAGUACUACAACUACUAAUCAUGUUUUACCGCAUGUAUAAGGAACAUUCACGGAAGCAAGCUUUAAUAGCUGCGAAGAGUGUGUCGGCUUUAAAUAAGCUAAGUGAGGUUUAAAAAAAAAACAGUGUCGAACUCGAAAAACGGUCAGUUUUUUUAGGCACCCAUCUCGCCUCUAAGAGAUAAACAGUGGGGCAGUAGCCCAUAAUAAAGAAAGCAGCCGAAUCUAACAUGAUGAAUAAACGCGAGACCCUUGCCUGAGGCCGGCAACAGUAGCAACGAAUAGCAGCAGAAAAGUGAAUCAUCAUUAAAAGCGAGCGUAGAGGAGUGCGCCUCCGCCGCAAGGAACAGCAAUUGAACCAGAAUUCAGCGUCGAGGAGUGCGCCUCCGCUAAACGGGUGGAAUGGUUGUAAGAUAAGUAAAGGAUUUGUUUUUACUUUUAAUGUUUAUAGAUAUAAGAUUAGCAAAAUAUUAAUGAUACAGCUUUUUUUUUUCCUUCUAAACCAUAGGGGGAUAAAUCUGCUCAACAGACACCCUAACAGGAAGGUUAGGGUAGUGUGGGGUUAAGGCCGUCUUCUACAAUGCCGGUAGAAGCCAGGACUACUCUCUCCUCGACCCACUAAAACACAUUCCUAUGGUCGCCAAACCCUACGUCUCUCCGGAACCACCAAGAAGGUAUUGCUUCAGAGAGGGGCUAGCGCAUAUCGCACCCUCAAGGUUAGCUGCCGGAGCCUAGCAGCAACGAACAUCGAUGACUCGCUUUGGAGAGUCCAUCACGGUAGCAUGCUGACGCUUAGCCAGUUUCCCGAGUGGUCCUCGCCACUCCCUUUGUCCUCGGAAGGCGGGCAGGGUCAACCCCGCCCGCGCCCUACUGCUGAGCGGACAUCAAGAACUGAUGCCCACAUGCAACCCGAUCUGACCUGCUGAAGGCAAGGGUAUCACUACCCUUCAGGCCUUAUCAGAUGCAUCCGUAGGUUGCAGACAGCAGGGUCUCACCUACCCCGACCCUUGCCGGGGACCCCUUUCCAACCGCGGGCUCAGAUCCAACCCAGUAGACUGACGCCACGACAGCACCGCUACCGGGACUUCCUCUCCGCGGCCACUUAAUCGCUGUAAGGGUCGAUCUCGACCGCAGGGCACCGGUAUGACCUACGAAGCCGACUUCGAACCCCUGGACCACCUCUUGUACUGCAUCUGGACUAGCCAUUCUCCGAGUCCACGCGCCACCUCCUUUGUAGCUCCCAGACGAUAUGGGUGAUAGCCGUUGAAACGGCAUUCCAGCUAAUCUCAUCCCUACACAUUCUCUGGACCAAGUUGUCCGGAGUUGUGUCCUCCCCGCAUGUGGCAAGCAUGCGGUCACGCAUUGUGCGAAAACGCGGGCACACGAACAAAACGUGUUCCGCCGUUUCCUCUAAACCAUUGCACACUGAGCAUUCGGGAGAAUCCGCAUGCCCGAAACGGUGUAGAUACUGUCGGAAGCAACCAUGACCUGUAAGGACCUGUGUCAGGUGGAAUGAAACUUCCCCAUAGCGCCUAUUAAUCCAACUAUCUACCCUCGGUAUCAACCUAUGGGUCCACCUUCCUUUGGUGGAACUGUCCCACGCGCGCUGCCAUUUGACCAUAGAGGCCAUCCUGACAGUCUUGCGUAUGCCUCUUGUGCCGCGCAUUUCGAAGCACUCCAUAUCCUCACUGAUAAGAAUGCUGAUGGGCACCAUACCAGUAAUGACACAGAGAGCGUCGUGUGACACGGUACGGUACGCGCUUGCAACCCUCAGACACAUAAGCCUGUAAGUACUUUCCAGCUUCCGUCGGUAGCAUUCAGUACUUAGCGCGGUACCCCACGCCGGGCCGCCAUACCUAAGUAUGGACGUAGCAACACUAGCCAGAAGCUUGCGCUUACUGGCGUAUACCGCUGAGCUAUUGGACAUCAUCCGGGACAGUGCCGCAAUAGCUGUGGAGGCUCUUUUACAGGCAUAAUCGACGUGGCUACCGAAGGUAAGCUUAUCGUCGAUCAUCACGCCCAAGUGCUUGACAGAGCGCUUCGACAGGAUAGUGCACUCUCCUACACUGAUCUCCGUCUGCUGCGCCGACUGCAUGUUGUUCACGACCGUCACCUCUGUCUUGUGGUGAGCCAGCUCCAGUUUUCUGGACCGCAUCCACGCCUCCACAACCUUGAUCGAGUGGUCGGUAGUCAACUUCACCUCCUCGAACCGAAACUCUUCAAACAAAAUUUAAAAAUAACAGCAGAAAACCUCAUAGCUAAACUCGCUGCAAUUAAACAAACGUGACUGACUUUUGUGAACAAGUCGACAAAAUUAUCGCGCAGCUAAAAUCGGUGUAUUUGGGUGACAACAUACCUGAAGCUACAGCACAGAAAAUGGCCACAAAACAUGGCGUAGAUGCUCUCAUCAGGGGCGCUAAGAACAAUGAAGCACGAAUUGUUCUUAAAGCAGGUAAUUUUACCAAUAUGAUUGACGCAAUCCAGAAAUUGCAAGAAAAUGCAUAAUCCAGCCCAAUUACUGGAGAAACAAGUCAAAAUAUUUUUCGAAUAAUUUGGACAUCAAGAGAUGGAGCUCGAGGUCGUGCUCGAGCCCACCAAACGCAAAAUAAUCGCGGCAGAUUUCAACAGCACAACAGUGGAAAUUUCCAUCAGCACAACCAUGGAAAUUUUGGUCACAAUCGUGGAAGUUUCCGUCAAAGCAGAGGAUAUCAGCGAUAUCCACAUCAAAGAGGAGGUUGGUCAAGUCGUGGAAAUUCAUUUCCAAAUCGUGGAUUUCCUUUAUCAAAUCAUGGAAUGUUUAUUGCCCAAAGUGCAAACGAAGGAUAUCAACAACAACUGCCAAGCUCUCAGCAGCAAAUACCCCCUUUAGUAUCGCCCGUGAACUAUCAGCAACCACAACGCCCUUUAGGGGUACAAUCAAUACAGCAACACCCUUUAGGGGUAACGUUCGGGCAGCAUACGCAAUAAAUGUAGCUGCCUCGAAUUUCGUAUGUCUUAAUAUUGAUGCAUCAGAAACACCGUGCAUCUUCAUGGUGGACAGUGGGUCCGAUAUAUCAGUCUUAAAAGCAAACAAAGUUAAACCAAGCCACAUUUAUCGUCCAACAAACAAAUGCAACGUAAUCGGUAUAGGGAAUGGAACAACAUCCACUCUAGAGACACUUUAGUGCAAAUCAAAAUUUAUAACCAAAAUCUAGCCCAAAAUUUCCACAUCGUGGACGAAAAUUUCCCAAUUCCUACCGAUGGAAUUCUCGGUAGAGAUUUCCUUGCAGGUUGGAAAUGCAAUAUUGAUUAUAAUACCUGGAUAUUGUCAAUCAGAACUUCAGCCAACACCCUCGAAAUCCCUAUAACCAAUCACCUGAGAGGUAAAUACUUUAUUCCACCACGAUGCGAAGUAUUAAAACGACUGCAUUUCGGCAAUAUUGAGGAUAGCGUUACCCUAGCACAGGAAAUUCAACAUGGAGUUUUCUGUGCUAAUGGCAUAAUUAGCACAAAUUACCCUUAUGUUAAAAUCAUGAACACUUUAGAUGAAACGGUGCAGAUUUCAAAUGAUUUUAUACCAAAACUAGUACCAAUCUCAAAUUACGAAGUAUUUAAUAUAAAUAAAUCAGCAAACAAUACUCACAGGAAGCAAGCACUAUUAAAUGAAUUGAAAUUGAACAUAACUGAUACAAAACUCAAAGGCAAGCUCGAAAAUCUUUUUGAAGAGUUCAGUGAUGUUUUCGCAUUGACCGACGACGAAUGACAGAAAAUAAUUUUAACAAGCAAACGAUACAUCUAAAUGAUCCGAGUCCCAAAUUACAGGAUUCCGGAAGCACAAAAGCAUGAGAUGGAAAUUCAAGUCCGAAACAUGCUGAAAAAUAAAAUAAUUCAAAACUCAGUUUCCCCGUACAAUAACCCAAUACUUCUAGUACCGAAGAAGUCCGCUACGGGCGAUAAAACUUGGCGCCUAGUAGUGGAUUUUCGCCAAUUAAAUAAAAAAAUAAGCCCAGAUAAAUUUCCAUUGCCAAGGAAAGAUGAAAUCUUAGACCAACUAGGACGAGCGAAGUCUUUUUCUAAGCUCGACCUUAAAUCUGGAUUUCAUCAAAUCCCGUUAAGUGAAGAAAGCAAAAAAUAUACAGCUUUCUCAUCGAAUUCAGGGCACUAUGAAUUUAACCGAUUGCCAUCCGGACUGAAUAUAAGCCCGAAUAGCUUUCAAAGAAUGAUGACGAUUGCAUUAAGCGGUCUUCCUCCCGAAACUGCAUUCCUAUAUAUCGAUGACAUCAUUGUCAUCGGGUGCUCAAUGAAUCACCAUAUUGCCAAUCUUAAAGAAGUUUUUCAACGUUUGAGGAAAUACAACCUCAAACUUAACCCUCACAAGUGCAAUUUCUUCAAAGCAGAUGUUACCGUAAUCCGGGGUCAAAUUGAUCACUUUAAAACAACUUUUGCGGAUAACAUCAUUAACAAUUCAAAUAUUGCCAAAAGAAUUUUUGUAAAACCAGUACCCAGUGGAUCUCCAUGAAACCAUGUGACAGAAUUUUGUUCAACAAAUUUAAACUUUAAGUUAAAUAAUUCCAAAAAUCCAACAAUUGGAAAUGCCACUUUGGGGCGAAAUUGAUCAAUAUACAAUUAAGCAUCGGUUGGAAAGGAAAAUUUCCUUCUCCGCUUAAUUUUGCUCUUCUAAAACCGAAUAACGCGUUUAAAAUCUUACAACUAGUUAAUUUAAUACUUUAAAUGCAAAAUUAAAUUUUGAAAUUUCCCCUUAAAUGCCUAAAGGUAGGCAAUUUCAUUUGAAAUAAGUGAUUUCUAUCACAAUAAAUGACUAUUUUAUCAUAAAAUGAAACUUUUACUUACUAUGUCAUGUUCUGAUUAGCUACAUAACUUCCCAACCAAGGCUACACAAAAAUGUUAAAACAGAGAAUUUAAGGGAAGUCCUAUUAGCAAUCGAUUGUUUAGUAGGAAUGAUUUCAGCUAAAUGAGAAAUACAUUGCAUAUUUCUUCAAAAAUAAGGCAAAACUAACUUUUUUCUAUAAAAAUAAAAGUCUACACUCAUCUCUAGACAUCUACGAACCAGAUGACGUAAAAAAUUUAAGACCAUUACGACGCUUAAGAGUUCCUAGUAUGGAAUUACAAUGUAGUACCCGAAUGAUCAAUUUCACCCCGUUGAUCAAUUUGACCCCGGUUUACGGUACCUAUUUAGGGCAUCAUAUAUCCGCAAGCGGAAUACAACCUGAUAAAAAUAAAUAUACAGCCAUUAUGAAUUUUCCUGUACCAACGAAUACAGACGAAACUCGUCGAUUCGUUGCUUUUUGUAAUUAUUAUCGUCGUUUUAUACCAAACUUUGCUCUUAUUACAAACCCGCUCAAUGUACUUCUAAGAAAAAACGUACCAUUUCAGUGGAGUGAUGCUUGUCAACAAGCAUUUGACUCCCUUAAACGGUCUUUACUAUCACCAAAUGUCCUAAAAUUUCCCGACUUUAGAAAAGAAUUUAUUUUAACUACAGACGCCUCAAAUGUAGCCUGUAAAGCAGUUCUUGCUCAGCUACAUGAUGGUGUUGAACUACCUAUUUCAUUCGCCAGUAAAGCUUUUACAAAAGGCGAAUCCAACAAAUCUACAAUCGAACAGGAGUUGACCGCAAUCCAUUGGGCGGUUCAACAUUUUCGACCAUACCUUUACGGUCGUAAGUUUAAAAUAAGAACGGACCAUAGGCCUCUUGUUUACCUAUUCUCAAUGAAGGAACCUUCUUCCAAACUCACCCGAAUGCGACUGGAUUUGGAGGAAUUUGACUUCGAAGUGGAAUAUAUAAAAGGAAGGUCUAACGUAGUAUCAGAUGCUCUUUCGAGAAUUCAAAUUUGUACUGAAUCUCUCAAACAAACAGGCAAAAUUUUUACUUUUCAAAAAAUGUUCAACUAGCUGUAACUUUUCGAAAAGUGCAUCGAAUAUUCUCAAAUUUUUACUGUACACGCUAACGCCGCUCAGCACAAAAGUGCAUAAUUUCCAGACUACACCAAAAAUGUGUAACCCUUGCACAUUCACAAAAUCAGCUCCUGUGUCCGCAAUAUUGUUAAAUUCGCAAAAAUUUCUGUACAGCAAUCUAGCUAGGUUUACUAGUGACCUUGGAAAACAAAAAAAAUCGACUUUUCGCAUCUAGACGAGUGUACGAGCUGUUUUUUGAGAAUGUGUAACUGUUACACAUUUUUGUGUGGUCUGGAAAUUAUGCACUUAUGAGUAGGGCUUACACAUUUUAGUGCUGAGCGGUUUUACUGUGUAAGUUCAUCAACUAGUUGUGUAUCAGUGGUCCAAAUUUGAAAAAGAUCGGGCUAUUUUCCACGAAGUUAAAAACAUUCUUCAAAAAGGUAAAAUUAUCCGAUAGCCAAUUUUUAACUGUUAUAUCUCAGAAUUCAAUGAACUGAUUUCAAUGAAUUUUUGUCCAUUCAUGACUUAUAUAAUGACCUCUAAAAGACGUUUGACUUAUCUUGAAAAUUUUAACAAGAGGAAAAGUUAUAGCGAUUUCAUUUAUUUCACGAUUUUUUAGUAAAUUGAUCUAUUUUUAAUGUACAUCCCAUUACUUUCUCAAUUUGUUGUCGGCUAUGUUGUUACUUUCCUUCAAAACACAUUUAUAUAUAUAUAAGUCAUUUAGAGGAAAUUUAAAUGAAGUAUAAUUUGCAUCUUGAGUUUUGAAACGAUGUUUAAGUUUUGGAUAAUUUGGUGUUUUAUUAGAAAAAUAAUCUAUCCGUUAUAAUUUUCUUUCGUGUUAAGAAUUUUAAGUUAAGUCAAAAGUUUUUGAUUCCAUCAUUAUGUAAGAAGUCAUAAUUGGUCAAAAUUUCAUUUCAUUCGGUUUAUUGAAUCCGGAGAUAUAACAGCUCAAAGUUGGCUAUCGGAUGAAUAUACCUUUUACUUAGAAUCUUUAUAACUUCGUGCAGAAUAGCCCGAUCUUUUCCAAAAUUGGACCACUAAUACACAACUAAAUGAUCAACUUACAGUAAAAAAUUUAGAAUAUUUGAUGCACUUUUGGAAAAGUUACAGCUACAUGAAAAGUUUUUGAGAGGUGAAAAUUUUGCCUGUCCCGAUCAUUUUGUCUAUCCCCUGUAUGUAGUAACACGAUCCAUACAUAAAAGGCAAAACAGUGUUACACAUCCUAACGUUCAGUUACAAAAGCCUGAUCAACUUUUUGUGUACGAAACAGUUAGUAAUGAGGAAGCUUUUGUUCUGCCGAAACUAAGUUUUGUACAUAAUAUCGAUAAUUCACUAGAUAUAGUAAUUUUUAAUAAAAAUUAUACUAAGGGAACGGCCUUCGGGCUGAAAAUCCAAAGUAAUAACGACAAUAUAAAUAAAAUAGUAACAAUACAAACAAUAAUGAAGGAAAUUGAAAAGGGGGCCACAAAAAUAACAAAUAAAAGAAACAAUUCAUACAUGCUAGCGAUCGCAACAAACGAUCUUAUAUUCAAAUACAUUGAUAUUCAAAAAUUUAAACAAAUCGGUAAUGAUAUUCGAAGGAAUACGACCAUAUUAUUAUUCGAAAAACCUAGGCUUUUGACAAGUCAAGAACAGGUAAAUAAUGUACUAAACAAGUUUCAUAACUCGCCCACAGGAGGACACCUAGGUAUUAACCGGUUAUACCGAAAAGUGAAAUCCAUGUACACGUGGUAGAAUAUGAAAGAAACCAUAUCAAACUACGUCAAAUCUUGCGUAGAAUGUAAGCUUAAUAAAAAUUUUCCUUCAAUUAAAUCUAAAUUAGUAAUUACAUCAACACCAGUCAAACCUUUCGAUGUUCUGUCGAUAGACACUGUUGGACCAUUUUCACUUAAGGACUGUUCAUUAAAGAAAGUGGACAUCUGUUUACCAAUAGUUUAGAGUUAAAACUAAACAAAAAAUUGUGAAUUCUUUCUCAGUGUGUAAAAACAUUGUUCACCUUGGCAACACACUCAAAGAAAACGGAAAAAGUAAGAAAUUUCGAGCGAUAGGUCGUAUUAGCUUUGCGACUAGCAGAUUAAUUCUGCACAAAUGGUGUUCCAAAAAGUUGUCGUUUCGAGAAUUAGCUUACUAAUACACUUCCGGAACCACAAUUUUUUAACGCUAAGCAGGGGACAGAUGUGCCAGAUGAUGUAGGGUACAUCAGAACUGAAAAAAGUUUUUGGUGUGGCAAGCCAAUUGUUCAUGUGGCUUAAAGAGUUCUUCGUAUUUCACAACGGAAACAAUUAACGGUAAAAAUAACAAAAAGGAAUGCAUCAAAAACGACUUCUACCCAUCUACCGAAAACAUACGGAUCCUCUUUUGUUUUAGGCGGAUCUGUCAUCCGUUUAUUACGCUUCUUCUACACUACACGCUAUGUCUGAAUUAGAAGAUUAUAAAAAAUGAAUGUACAUCUGGUUUCUUUCCACAGGAUAUCAGAAUUCAUGCUAUAUUAUCAUAUGCAGAAACUUUUAAAAGAUUUCAUCGGGGAAAUUUUGAUUUUUUCAUCUUUUUAGCUGUAUUUUGUAUGAAAAAAAUUUGGAUGAAAUUCUCGUUUUCAACCAAUUUCUCUCCCAUACAAAAUGUAUGGAAAAAUUUUCACCGAUAGAAUAUUUUUAAACCUUCUGCAAAUGAAAAUAUAGGUUGAAUACUGAUGUUCUGCGGAAAAAAAUCCGAUGUACAUUCAACUUUUAUAAUCUGCUGCUUCAGACAUAGCGUGCACUAGAGAUGCUCAAGACGGAAAAAUGUCGAUUUUGUCGAAAAAUGGCAAAAUCCACAAAACUACCCUGAACAGCGUCCUGUGGAAAGAUACUGGACAAUAAUUAAGCGGCAUCUCAAGAAAGAUGGAAGAGAAGCAAGUUCUGUUGAUUGCUUCAAAAAAAAAAAAAAAAUGGUCUGCGGCACAACGAAAAAUUACAGAGAAAGUUGUGCAGAAUCUAAUGGGAGGUAUCAAGAGGAAAGUCCGAGCGUUCUUCCGAAAAGCGAAGCAAAUGUUCAAACUCACGUGAAUUCGGCCACAUGUAUGUUGAUUGUCAUUUAUAAAACAUAAACCUUUGAAUUUGUUCGAAAAUACAUAUUUUCUAUUGAAAAACAGGUGUCCACUUUCUUUAAUGAACAGUCCUUACUGAGAAUGGAAAUCGUUACGCUGUAACUAUGCAGUGUGAUUUUACUAAAUUCGUAAUAAUCGUUCCGAUACCAGAUAAAUCUUCAUACACAAUAGCGAAAGCAGUUGUCCAACAUUGCAUUUAAAACUUCGGACCCAUGAAAAGUACAAAACCCGAUCAAGGACAGGAGUAUAAAAGAGUGUUCGACGAAAUAUGUAAGCUACUAUAUAUAAACCAUACAUGUUCUACCGCAUAUCAUCCACAGACGAUAGGAGCAUUAGAAAGAAACCAUAGGUGUUUAAACGAAUACCUACGGAUUUUCUCUAAUGAAUCCAAAUCAGAUUGGGAUGAAUGGAUACCACAUUACUGUUUUUCAUAUAGAGGGUGAGUCGAUAAUUAUUGUGCCAUUUUCAAACUAACGUAACUUUUUUCCUACUUCACCAAAAUCAACCAAAUUUUGUACAGUUUCUCCUUAGAGUCCAUUGUUUACAUAAAAUUAAUUGAGCAGUUAUCAGUGAGAUUCCACUCGAUAUAGAAUAAAUUUAGUUCACAGUUCUAAAAAAGAUGUUGUACAAUCACAUGCUAAAAUCUAAAAUCAUGGUAUAGCGCCUUGGAACAAUUGAUGAUUAUACAAUAUCGGAUCAUCUUAACGUUCGUCAAUAGGUUUCAGGAACGGUUGUCAGUGAAACAUAAGCUUGGAGCUGGGUGAAAAUCAGGCACGAUGCGCAUAAACAAACCAGAGAGCUUUAAUUAUUUGUUGCAAGUGGAACCUGAACAUGUCCACAUGGAGGGCGUUAAUUGAAAAUGUCGUGAAUUUCACUAAAACGCAUCCUAAAUUUGAACCUAUACCAAAAAGUUGAAAUACAUACAUAUACGAAACUACAGCAAAAAAUUGGUUUCAUUUCGUUGACUGUAGACAAUUUGCGAAUUACUUGAAGGUAUGGUGGCACAAUAAUUAACGACUCACCCUUUAAUACUACACCGAGUGCAGACCAUGAAUACACACCCUUUGAGCUCAUUUUUGGAAGAAAGUGCAAUGACAUACAAUUUUUGGCAACCCAAAAAAUUGAUCCACUUUAUAACCAUGAUUCAGACAAUCACGAACUGAGAUAUAGAUUACAGAUUGCUCAUUCAAAAGUUUUGCAGAAAAUAGUAAAAAGUAAAACACUAAGGACAAAUCGAAUGAACGAAAACAUUAACACUUAUGUGGCCGGCAGGGUACCCGGGUACCUUUUUCAAUUUCAAAUCUCGUGGGAAUAAGUAUGAGCAAAAAUUCGAAAAACAACAUAGGUGGAAUUAGUGGUGCGGUCAACCCCUUCGCAAGAAGCGGGUUGAUGAGGUCUCCUACAAGGAGAAGCGAGGAGUCAGGUGCUGGAAGCUGCUUACGCAGCUCAAGCGUGGGAGCUCCUGUCCACUCCACGGCAAGCCAGCCGGCGGAGGUCAUGGACGGAGCAUGGUUGCUGAGGGCCAUCAGCCAAGUGGCAGAAAAAGGACGGCCCGCAUUAGAGGUAGCUGAGCAGCAGCUUGGCAAAAUUAUCGACUUCGCGACAACUAAGUCAAACAUAAGCAAGGACCUGAAAACGGCCUUGCUUCGGCUUAGAGCGUCUGUCGAUAAUGCCAAGCAGGAGCACGCGGUUGCGUUGCUGGCUGCAGCAGCGGCGGAACCCGCAAAGUAGAAAGCGUCUAAGUUUACACAAACGGAGGCCUUCUCCUUCGCGGAUAGUCCGAAGAGAGUGGAAGCGAAUGCUCGCGACAAACGCGACAAGCAUUCGCAGAAGCGGGCGAGGCAGCCGUCAGGUGAGGAGCUGUCUGGCGGCGCCCGCAAGGCCAGGCGUAUAAUAACCCCGAAAGCCGGUGGUUAUGCCGGAAAGUCGGACCCCAGCCAGGGUUCCCGGAAAGCUGGGAAGGGUGGGCCUGAAAAGGCUGGCCCGUCCCGGAAUGAUGGGAACAAGGGGUUGCGACCAAUGGUGGGCCCUCAGCAGCCACAGAGCAGGGCGAUCCAAGGAGAAGACCCUCCUUGGACAAAGGUAGAGCGGAAGAAGAAGAAGAAGGUGAAUCCGCAGGUAGAAGUGCAGGACGCCAAGCCAAGGCGUAGGAAGGCAGGUGCCAGGCGUGAGAAAGGCGACGCUAUCGUCAUCAAGACGGAACAGUCCAAGUACUCGGCCGUCUUGAAGACGAUGCGAAGCGACGCCAAGCUUGAGGGUCUUGGAGCCGACGUACGCAGUAUUAGACGUACUCGUACGGGUGAGAUGAUUCUGGAGCUGAAGCGCCAGAAGGAGCACAUGGGCGCCGCCUACAAAAGGCUGGCAGAAGAGGUCCUUGGUGAAGGUGUGCAGGUGAGGGCUCUGACACAUGAGGCGACUCUGAAGGUCAAAGACAUUGACGAGAUCACCGAAGUGGAAGAGCUCGUCACGGCACUGCGGCAACAGUGCGAGGUGCAGGUGGCCGCCGCAGCCGUUAAGCUACGGAGAGGGCCAGCAGGGACACAGAUAGCUUUGGUUCAGCUACCUGUGGCGGAUGUUAAAAAGUCCGUUAAAGUAGGGAGUAUUAAGGUGGGCUGGUGUGUAUGUCACCUGACAUUCCACGAGCCACCUGAGGUUUGCUUCAGGUGUCUGGAACCGGGACACAAGUCGUGGGACUGCAAAGGCCCCGACAGGCGCAAACUGUGUAGGCGAUGCGGCGCUGAAGGUCAUAAGGCCCAAAGCUGCACGAGUCCGCCCAUCUGCAUGAUCUGUACCGGGAAAACCUCGAAAAACAGACAUCCGAUGGGUGGUCCAGGGUGCCCGGCCUUUAAGAAAACCGCAGUGAAUAACAAAUCACAGUGCAGGUAACGCAGCUGAACCUGAACCACUGUGAUGCGGCUCAGCAACUGCUUUGUCAGGCGGUUUCUGAGUGGGAGACGGAUAUCGCCAUCAUUUCGGACCCAUACCGAGUACCCGCCGGCAACGGCAACUGGGCCUUGGAUGGGACCAGGAAAAUGGCGGCGAUAUGGACGAUGGGUAAAUACCCCGUGCAGGAGUUGGUGUCUACUACCUACGAGGGCUUCGUGGUCGCCAAAGUAAACGGGGUCUUCUUCUGUAGCUGUUAUGCGCCUCCGCGGUGGCCGAUCGAGCGGUUCACGCAAAUGCUGGACCGCUUAACGACCGUGCUAACAGGGAGAAGGCCGGUGGUAAUAGCGGGUGACUUUAAUGCCUGGGCCGUGGAAUGGGGAAGCCGUUUCACGAACCAGCGCGGUCAGAUCCUGCUAGAAACACUGGCCAUCUUAGAUGUCGACUUGGCUAACGUCGGUACCAAGAGUACCUAUAGUCGAAACAGAGCGGAGUCAAUUAUUGACGUGACCUUUUGUAGUCCUGGCCUAACAAGUAGUUCGAACUGGAGAGUAGAUGAUGGCUACACUCACAGCGACCACCUGGCGGUUCGCUACAGUAUCGACUACAACAACAGCAGACAGCGGAUAGAAGAAGAGGCGACUAGGCCAAGGCCAAGCCCUCGUAGGUGGAAGACAUCAUACUUCGACGAAGAGGUAUUUGGGGAAGCGCUCCGCCGUGAGCGAAACUUACUCGGUUUAGACGGCGACGAGCUGGUAGCGGUGCUCUAACGUGCGUGUGAUGCGACCAUGCCUAGGCGAGUCCACCCUAGAAAUGGGAGGCCACCGGCUUACUGGAGGACCGACGCGAUUGCGGACCUGCGCCGCGCCUGCCUAAGGGCUAGGCGGCGGAUGCAGCGAGCACGAUCAGAGGAAGAGCGAAACGAACGGCGGGUGAUGUUCGCCGCUGCAAAAGCCGCGCUCAAGACCGAGAUAAGAGCAAGCAAAAAGGCCUGCUUUGAGGGUCUCUGUCAGAGUGCCAAUACGAACCCGUGGGGUGACGCCUACAGGAUCGUUAUGGCCAAGACGAGAGGUGUGAUGGCUCCUACAGAGCAAUCUCCAGAGAUGUUGGAGGGGAUCAUUGGAGGACUUUUUCCGCGUCAUGAUCCUAGUCCUUGGCCUCCUUUCGUAGGAAAGCCGGGGACUGGGGCUGGCGAUGAGGAAAGGGUCACCGAUGUGGAACUUGCGGGGAUAGCUAAGUCCCUUAGCGUAGGUAAGGCCCCAGGUCCGGACGGAGUUCCGAACCUGGCCUUAAAAGUAGCUAUUGCAGAAGCUCCCGAGAUGUUCAGGUCUGCUAUGCAGAAAUGCCUGGACGAGGGAGUUUUCCCUGAAGCUUGGAAGAGGCAGAGCCUGGUACUAUUGCCAAAGGCGGGGAAACCACCCGGAGACCCGUCGGCAUAUAGACCAAUAUGCUUGAUUGACACGGCGGGGAAGGUGCUCGAAAAGAUCAUCCUCAAUAGAAUGUUGAAGUUCACUGAGGGCGUAAAUGGUCUCUCGAGCAACCAGUAUGGCUUCCGGAAGGGGAGGUCCACCGUAGACGCUAUCUUGUCGGUUACAAAAACCGCCGAGAAACACUCGAGCCUAAGAGGAGGGGAAUUCGCUUCUGCGGGGUAGUGACUCUGGAUGUAAGGAAUGCAUUUAAUAGCGCCAGUUGGGCUGCUAUUGCCGAUGCGCUCCUGCGUCUGGGGAUACCGGAGUACUUGUACAAGAUUCUCGGAAGCUACUUCCAGAAUCGCGUACUAGUUUACGACACGGAGGUGGGUCGGAAGUGCUUUCACAUAACCUCAGGAGUCCCGCAAGGUUCCAUCCUGGGUCCGGUGUUAUGGAAUGUCAUGUACGACGAGGUGUUGAGGUUAGAGUACCCAGUGGGAGUGGUGAUUGUUGGAUUUGCCGACGAUAUUACGCUCGAAGUCUACGGUGAAACGAUCGAGGAGGUGAAGUUGACUACCGACCACUCGAUCAAAGUUGUGGAGGCGUGGAUGCGGUCCAGUAAACUGGAGCUGGCUCACCACAAGACAGAGGUGACGGUUGUGAACAACAUGCAGUCGGCGCAGCAGACGGAGAUCAGUGUAGGAGAGUGCACUAUCCUGUCGAAGCGCUCUGUCAAGCACUUGGGCGUGAUGAUCGACGAUAAGCUAACCUUCGGUAGCCACGUCGAUUAUGCCUGUAAAAGAGCCUCCACAGCUAUUGCGGCACUGUCCCGGAUGAUGUCCAAUAGCUCAGCGGUGUACGCCAGUAAGCGCAAGCUUCUGGCUAGUGUUGCUACGUCCAUACUUAGGUAUGGCGGCCCGGCGUGGGGCACCGCGCUAAGUACUGAAUGCUACCGACGGAAGCUGGAAAGUACUUACAGCAGUGAUUCCCAAAUCGCCCUUGGGGGCGAAAAUCACGCCCAAGGGGGCAAAAAUUUUAGAAAUACAAAUUGGGGGGCGAAAAUACUAAAAAGAGGGGCGAUUUUUUCAAUGAUUGGAAAACAUCGAAAGUAUUGAAUUACUAGGCGAGAAAGGGAACUGAAUCAUAAAAACUCCCUGACAUUCAAGCUUACAGUUCAAGUUUUGUCUAGGAUAAUAAAAAAAAUGCUGUGACUAUUAAACAAAAGCAUCGACUUAAUUUUACAGAAUUAUUGGAAUUUAUGUGGACUCUUUGGCAAAAUUGCUUGACAAGACCGCUACACGUAUUUCUGAAGGCUUUGUGUGGUUCUGGAAAUCUAAAUAAAAAUAUAUUUGAAAACUCCUAUAAUGAACAUUCGUGAAUCGUGAUUAGUUUUUGUCAAAAUUAUGAAAAGAGCAUAGUUUUUUUCGGGAAAUGAUGAGAAAAAUUGCAUUUCAUGGAAUUUCCAAGCAAAAACAUGACUAUCAGCAAAAUUUUAGAACAUUUUGCUGAUUAAAUUCGUAUCACAGUGUUUACAAUCAACUGUGUUUGAAAAUAUUUCAGAGAAGCGUCUCGGAGGAAUUCCAAAUUUUACUGAAGUUAAUUUGAAAACAUUCCAAAAAUUCUGCGUAAAAUUCCAUUUAAAUCUAAUCAUGAAUGCUGCAUAUUUAUUUAUUUGAUAUUUUUUUAAAACACAGAAAGCAUUCAAAUUUAUACGAAGCUCGUUGAUUUGAAUCUGGAGAAACGUAACUACAUUUGAAAAUACACCAAUAUUUAUUAUUAUUAUUUUUCUUUAUUAUCGAGAUUUUCAGCCCUCGACAACACACCGAUAUUUUUCUGCGUUGCACUUUUACAUAUCAUAUGUU